UUGAAUAGAAUAAACGAUGACGCAUUGUCAUGAUUUAGCUACUAUCUUGUUUGAAAUUUUGACAGUAUUUCACUAUUGCCGCUGUGUAUCGUUUAACGACGUGAGGGUGUAAAGACCGCAGAAGAAUCAGCAUUAUUCCAAUCAGUACGACAUAAAUAGAAAAUGUAUUGUUAUGUACUGAAGUUGAUUGUCCCAAUGUGUUCAUUCUUGCCAAUAAACUUCCUCCAAUAACGGUGGUGACUCCACCGCUGUUACCCAGCAACUAGACCUCGCCUGCACGCUGCCAGCCCGGGUCCAGACGUGCAGCGCUGCCUUGUACAAUAUUAAUGAUGCCACAGAAACUAAACCUGUCCGAGAAGCCAUAUGUCAAGACAGAAAGAAAGAGAAAUACUGUCGCUAGUAGCAAGAUUAUAUCAAGAGUAAGAGCGUGGAUGUGGAUGGGAUCAACUUAAAACUACAGUCGCAUUGCUGAAGGACCUGUUCAUUACCAGAAGGUUGUAUAGAGCUUCCACUUAACAUUUUCUGUUAGUGAGAAAGUGUCCAUGGAGGGAGAACCAGAGGAAUCAGACGAGGAUAUUCAGGGAGAGGACAAGCCCACUGUGCUGUGGGAAAAGUGCAUCCAGCAGAGCAUCUUUGUUGACCUCAGUGAGGAUGAAAGUCUCCACCUCAGUGAUCUGGAGGGUUCUUUAGCUUUGCAUCUCUCACAAGCAGAGUCUGCUGCGUCAGAGGCCAGUAUCCAUCUCAGCGGGAGUGCAGAGCUGUCUGCUUUGGAUGACACCUCCUCAGACUCCAGUAUUGUCAGCAACCAGAGCGAGAGGGUGGUAGAGAGCAAGACCAAGAGCCGCAUGUUGCAUGUGUCUGCACAAAGACCCAACACCAUGCAGGAUGCGGCACUAAACCAAAGGUAUGAAGACCCGGGGCAAAGUACCAGUGAUGAGGAUCAGGAGGAUCUACCUUAUGAUGGUGACCUUGGAAGCCCCUACUUCAACCAGACAGGAAGCUCUCAGGGCAACAUGAGCUCCGAUGGAAGAGAAACUGUUCAUGCAAGUCCUGAUGUGCCUGAUCUGCAUGAAUUUACUACAGGAGACAUGGAACAUUUGGUUUCUGUUGAGCCUCAUGCUGAAAAACCAGCAACUUUAUGGCAAGAGGAUGCCAACACCAAACAGGACGAUGUCUUUGAUGGCUCCAAGCAAAGUGAGGAAGUCCCAUCAUGUACUAGUCCUGCUGAUGGCAACCAGCAGCCAGACAUUAACCAGUUGUUACUGCAACACUUCACCCAGGAGGAGUUACUGCGGGCAGGUAGGCUGAUCGAGGCAGAGACCCUGCCCGAGGUGUCCCUGCUGGAGAGCGUGGACGACACCCUUUUUAGCUGGGCUCCAACACACAGUGCACUAAUUACUAAUAACCACACUGACAGCCAUGUGUGUAAUUCUGAGAUUAAUCAGAGUUUCUACUGUGGCAGGACUGACGAUAACAGCAAUAAUGCAUCAAAAAAUUCAAGUUUAGAGGAGGAAACAGAAAUAGGAAUUAAUAGCGUCACCUCUGCUGCUACUGACAGCAUUACAUUAAGCUCAAAACAUGGCAGCAGUGAUAACAGUGCUUUAGAUGUAGCGAAUGAAGAAAAGUCUGCAGAGGAUGGUCCAGUUCAGAAAGUCCCACUUGUGCGCACCAGAUCCUUCAGCGAGAUGAAGUAUGGCCAAGGCCAAGUCCAUUACCCGCUCCCUGACUUCUCCAAGGUUGCCCCCAAGGUAAAAAUCCCUAAAGCCCCUAGUGGUCCAGUCAGACCUGUUCCCCAGGUCCCCAGCACCAUGCACAGAGCCCAGUCCUCUCCAGGGAUGUUAGAGGUGAUCAGCAAAGUCCUGGAGGAUUCGAUCCAGCCAUCAGAGAAGCCCUAUGUCUUCAAAGACCCGGAGAAACAGACUGCUCCAGCACUGGUGCAUCACCUACAGGUUGAAUAUGAUAAAUUACUCACAAAAUAUGCUGAGGCAGAGAAUCUUAUAGAUCAACUGAGGCUGGGAACCAACACUCAGCCCCCCUCAGAACUGACUGAGCUUUUUUUAGAGCAUGAUGAUGAUGAUGAUCAGGGAAACUUAGGUGAGGGAAGGCAUCUUGGCUCUUUGGCUCCUCACAUUCCCCCAUCAGAAAUAUGUGGUGAAAAAGUAGAAACAAACCACAAGAGCAACAUUAAGGAGCUGAACACAGCUUCCUCCAUCCAGCCUGAUCCAGAGUGUCCCAGUGAUGGCGAGCGAAUGACUGCUGAGCUGAGAGACAUCAUCAGCCAGUUUAUGCAGAAGGUGGAAGAAUUCAAACUGAGUGUAAGCAACAUGUCAGUUAGCACAGCAGAACAGCAAAUGAUGUUGAGGAGCAUGAUGGAGGCUCAGGACCAGUUGGAAAGAAAAUACAUCAGUAAGAAGGACGAGCACAGAGCUCUGGAGAUGCAGAAUUACAUGGGCCUGUCCAGGAACACUGGCACCUUUGACCCAAACAGGCUGGUGGAGGGAGACAUAUUCAGGAUAGGGAUGCACCUUGAGGACAUAAAGGAGAUGAUAGACAAACAUAUGUGCGAGCAGAUCUCCCCACCCCACUCAUCCUCCACUCCUACGCCCAUGACAGAGUUGCUGUAUGUGAAGCCCAGUCCUCUCUGCAUGCACACAGUCUCACCUCCAUUAUCACUGCAUGAGGGGCCAAGUGCAGGUUUUUCCACUGUGAGUUAUAAGAUGGAAACACGGACUGAGGAAGAGAAAGACGAGGAAGUGGAGGAGGCCAGUGAGAUCCAUGGAGAGGGUAGAUUAGAGCAAAGCAGUGAGCUCAAAACCACCGACUCUCUACUGAAAAAUACGGGACAUGACAGCUACUGUUCACGGAGUACACUGGGCUCAUUUGAGGGACUGAACAUCCCGACAGCUGAUGAUGAGGAGAACAACGAAGAAGAGAAGAGCUCUGUCUUGUCAGAGGGGAUCGUUCAUAGUAACAUCUUAGCGUACCUGAGUGGAACCAGCUCAUCCUCAAGACAGAGGCAGUGGACACCUGAAAGCAGCACCCAGGAUAGUGUCCUGAACCCAGAGGGUGAAUGUGAUCUGGUUGAUUGCGUAAGUCUGGCUGUGGAGGUCUCCUCUUCCUCUGAUGCACCCAGAGACCGAGACACCAACAGCCUCUCAGAGCCGCCUCUCAACACCUCAUCUGUAUCGCAGAGGAUUGUGAGCCCAGAGACAGACAGUGGAUUUGGGAGCUCUUACUUGAGUCAAUCAGCCUCUGGUGCAUUUCAGCCAAAUCUGCUCACAGAAAGUGUGCAGUCCCAGCGUGACGGUUUAAGUAGCUCAGACAGUGAAGCCUCCUGCUCCAACCUGCAGACAGCUAUCCAUCCAGUCAGCCAGUGGUGGGCUGGAACUCGCCCGUCCGUCCAAACACAGUCCUGUGGUGCAGCAGCUGCAGUGGAGCUGUGGGUGGAGAGUACCACCAAGGAGCCUUCAGUCAGGCUGCAGGGAUCCAGCCUGCCUGCCCAGCUCCAUCACCACGUCUCUGAGCCCACACUCAGUACCACCAUGGAUACAGCACAGAGAGACAGCCAUCUGUACUCCUGCUCUUGUAAUAGUGAGGCUAUCCUGGCCUUGCAGUCAGAGGUAUCCCGGCUGAAGAAGGACCUGGAGGAAGGCCUGGUCCAGCUGCCUCACUUAGCACAGAAGAUGGACUACCUCACCUCCAAAUGCAGACAGGAUCGUCAGGAGCGCAGGUCCAAAACCAGACCCAGGAUCCACCACAGACCAGCCUGUAACAGUGUGUGGAAAGCAACAAACAGCAGACAGAAUGUGAGCAAUCUCAGUUCCAGUCAGGUGAGGAUAGAGGACUGGAUUUCUUCAGAUAUGGACCCCAGCAAGAGCAAAGGUACAGACAGUGAUGACAUGGCUGGCUCUGAGAUCUCGCCACAAUUCCACAAUUCGCCUGUGGGGAGCCGGAGAGGCAGCAGCAGUGUUGUGCACUCUGGACCAGAGCUUCAAUAUAAACUUCAGGGGACACUGCAAGCCAGUAGAGGGUCCGAGGGAAACUGCUCAGUGAAGACCUCUGGUCUGAUGAGCUCUAGUUUGAAGGGGGAGAGAGACAGCAAUGCCAAGCAGAGAGCACGGAUGCUUAUGUUUCCGUGGCCAGCAGUCGUCAUGGAGAAUUUUUACUCCAAGGAGAGAUGGUCUCUUCUCUCAUCUCCAUCUCUUCAGAGGCCUCUCCUCCAGGUCGGCUACGGCUCCUCCAGCAGCCUGCCUGCCAGCUAUAAAGUGAGGGAGCCACCGCUGCAGUCUGUGUCCCAUCACCGGAAGCGUUCCACACAGUCGGACACAGCACUCCUGCCCAGCAACGUGUACUUCCAGCAGACACAGCCCCCAGUAUCAGUGCUGUCAAAGACUGGCAGCAGGGCAGGCAGACGCAGAGGGAACAAGGAGGAAGAAAUGAACAGGACUCUAGACAAGGCUAUUGAGGUGGCCCGCAGCAUGAAGAGGACCACCGACCGCAUGGCCAAGAGCCUGUCAGCUGACCUGGCCAAACUGCACAACAUUCAGCCACUAGGGGGCAGAAAACACCACAUCUUAUAAUACCCAGACAUCAGUCAACCCUGUAAACGACCUUCUAGUAUCUGCGAUACAUGAUGCAGAAUAUCUAAGUAUUUGUUGGAUGAUGAGGGAAUAUUUUUUAUUUAUGAUGUAUUUGUUAUUUAAGGACAUCACUCUAUAAUAAGUUAUUUCUCCUGUAUAUAUGCACUGCUGUAUAUUUACAAUAGAUAGAAACAAUAGAUAGAAAAGCCUGAAAUCACACUGUAAAAAUAAAAUUUUGAUAUGUUUAUUUAUAUUUAUGUUGUUUAUAUUCAGUGUCAUUUUUGUAUUGAGUACAUUUAAUUUGAUUUGUGUAGGCAACUUCCAUCCAGCAUAUAAAUCUUGUACUUUAAAUCAUACUCAUCAAAUCUGAGUUUAGACCAUUGCAACACUUUCUGCUUUCUCUGCCUCUACUAAUAAAAUUACUAAAACAUUUAAUAA
This is a messenger RNA of Thunnus maccoyii (southern bluefin tuna), 5018 nucleotides long. RefSeq names its product protein AKNAD1-like. Bases 543 to 4580 code for a protein of 1345 amino acids. The record is from RefSeq and is a predicted model, not a curated record. The transcript has 22 exons. Lineage: Eukaryota; Metazoa; Chordata; Actinopteri; Scombriformes; Scombridae.